Molecule: messenger RNA, 195 nt
Organism: Salpingoeca rosetta
Lineage: Eukaryota; Choanoflagellata; Craspedida; Salpingoecidae
Exons: 3
Coding region: 1-195 (64 amino acids)
Source: RefSeq, a predicted model, not a curated record
AUGCCAAAGAUCAGGGAGCUACACAGGCAAGGGGCGCACGCCCACGAGUGGAAGGAUGGGAGCAAGUUCAAGGGCGAAUGGGUGGACAACGAGAUGCACGGCAAAGGCACCUACACAUACCCAGAAGGGUGUGAGCAUCGUUAUCGGACACACCGCGCAAGCGGUGGGAUUGGGGCACAACCACACUUCACAUAG